AUGGUGCACAUAGCAUCAUUCUUCGGACAAUGGCUUCGUGAGAUGGACCGACGGUUCGUGAGGGAGAACAGAAAAGUUCUGAUCCUAGUCGAUAACUGCCCAGGUCAUGGGAACGUCAGCGGGCUUUCCUCCAUUCGGCUGGAAUUUCUACCCCCAAACACAACUGCGAAGCUGCAACCAAUGAACCACGGGGUAAUAAGUAGGGCCCUCAGUUUUCGGGUAAAACCCGAUAAAGCCCGUUUUUACACCCCGAUUUACAUAAAAUACCUCAAGAGGCAUUACAGGCGGUCUCUGCUUCAGCGAAUGUUGCUGUGUAUGGAAACCGGCAAGGAGUACCAAGUGAACCUGCUGAGUGCAAUUCAUCUUCUCUCGUACGCAUGGGAUAAAGUUUCCGAAACUACCAUUGCAAACUGCUUCCACCAUGCAGGGUUUGUGACACACAGCAGCCCUACAGAAACCCUUGCAGAGAACAGUGUUGAGGAGCUGCCAGAAGAUGACGAUCCCAACCUGUUGUCUGAUCUCAAGAGCGCUGGCAUCUCCAUGGACAUGGUGGCAUACGUUAAUGUUGAUGAUGAUGUUGCCACUUGUCGAGAUGACACAAUGGAAGCCCUGAUUGAAGAGACAUGCACUGAGAAGCCAUCAGAGACUGAAGCUGAAGCCAUUGAGGAAGAAGGCUAG
Ornithodoros turicata is the source of this 678-nucleotide messenger RNA. Its product is annotated as tigger transposable element-derived protein 4-like. The record is from RefSeq and is a predicted model, not a curated record. The transcript has 3 exons. Gene Ontology annotation, molecular function: DNA binding. The coding region runs from base 1 to 678 and encodes 225 amino acids. Gene Ontology annotation, cellular component: nucleus. NCBI's taxonomy places the organism in Eukaryota, Metazoa, Arthropoda, Arachnida, Ixodida, Argasidae.